Trypanosoma cruzi is the source of this 414-nucleotide messenger RNA. RefSeq lists its product as uncharacterized. The coding region runs from base 1 to 414 and encodes 137 amino acids. The transcript has a single exon. NCBI's taxonomy places the organism in Eukaryota, Euglenozoa, Kinetoplastea, Trypanosomatida, Trypanosomatidae. The record is from RefSeq and is a predicted model, not a curated record.
AUGAUUUUGGGGGCUUGGUCGGCUGUUGCAUCAUGUCAAUGGUGUACAUUCUCACUUCUUCGAGCAACCAUGUUGGCUUUCUGUGUAUUAAAUGCAGCAUGUGCCUUUUUAUUUGCGUGGAUGAUGGACUCAACGGAGAUGGUGGUUUUUCGUAUUCCGGCGAUAGAGCAUAAGUGGGACCUGCGCGUAAAAGCGAUGGCUUGUCGUCGUGCUGGGCUUUUUUUUAUAUUUUUUUUCUUUCUCAUUUUGCUGGCACCGCUGUGGAACCUUUUACGCGAUACGUUUCGUUUAUUUCUUUUUCGUCUUCGGUUUUGUGCUCGCCGGAAUUGCCGUAAAGUCGUGUUGCGUGAUCAGCGUCGACCCCUCCGGUGGAAAGAAAGCGAUUCGGAGAUAGAAGAGAUGUUAGGGCGCUAG